ACCACCAGUCAAAAAAAGUGUUUUUCUUUUCUCUUCAAUUUUCUUCAUACAACAAAACAACAAAAAUAAUAUUAUUUUUUUUCUAAGUUAUUGCAUGGAGCUUGAGAUUGAAGUUGAAGCUCUGAAGAUCUGUUUCAUCAUCUUAUGAAAGCUUUGAGAGUCAUUUGAUGCUGGAACAGGUUGUCUUUUCAUUAUAUUUAUCGUGAAUUUUUAUUGAGUUUCUAAUUGCUAUCUUUGUACUGGAAUUUGGAGGUAUGGAUCUAUACUUAUCUAAACUUUUUCGAGACACAAUUAUGUUUUUUAUUAUCAAGAUUAGAUUUUAUUCCAUAUGUGCGUGUUUGGAUUGACUUAUUUGAGCUUAUCUACUGACAUAAACACUAGUGAGACUCUUUUGGAGAACUUAUGGAAAUAGUUUAUGAUAUGUUUGUGAGACUGUUUGGGAGAACUUAUGGAAAUAGUUUAUGAUAUGUCCAAAAGUUGUUUUAAGAUUAUUUCCAUAAGCUCUCCAAGAUAGUUUAUAGAAAUAGCUUAAACGUAAGUAAUUAUAUAAUAAGUACUUAUGUUAUAAGUGUGGGGGUUUUGUAUAUAAAUUUGUUUGCAUGUUGUGGAUGGAGCACGCCCCAAGGAUAGGGUCUUUUCGCUUUUAGAAUCACGACAAUGGAAAAAGUAUCGGGUUGACUGAUAGAUAGCGCCGUGUUUGCAGGAAUUGAUGGGUGAAGUGCUAAUGAUAUGGAUAAUCCACAGUUCACUCGACGAGGGGAUUGGGUUUGUGCAUUCCUGAUAAGUACUCACCUUGUUAUUUUCUGAGUGUGGUUGAUAUAGGCUGAUGCAAUGAACAAUAAUGUUGGGAAAAAGAGUUUGGUAGAACAAAAUCAUGUGCUUAUUGACAGAAAGAGUUUAAAUAAUAGAGUAGUUAAGGAAGGGCCAGGCUCUGAAUCAUCAACUGAAAAUGACACAAGAUUUAGUAAGGUAACGAAAGAUGAAAACAAUGGGUUGAAGGGAUCAGUUCAAAUCCAUGAGAGGUUGCAGAUUUCACAACAACCACUACCUCGAAAUCCAGUUACAUACUGGGAAAAAUUUCUCCCUGUUACAUCAAUAAAAGUUCUGCUGGCCGACGAUGAUGAUUCAACACGCAAUGUUGUGUGUGCGUUGUUAAGGAAUUGUGGUUAUGAAGUCACUGCUGUUUCCAAUGGUCUCCAAGCGUGGCAAACUCUAGAAGAUCCAGAAAAUCGCAUUGAUCUUGUUCUAACAGAGGUAUCUAUGCCUUGUGUGUCUGGCAUAAGUCUUUUGUGCAAGAUCAUGAGCCACGUAUCUCUGAAGAAUAUUCCUGUGAUUAUGAUGUCUUCUCACGAUUCUAUGGGUAUAGUCUUUAAGUGCUUGUCAAAAGGUGCAGCUGAUUUUUUAGUGAAACCUAUCCGGAGGAAUGAACUUAAAAACAUCUGGCAACAUGUUUGGAGAAGAUGCCAUAGUUCUAGUGAUAGUGGGAGUGAAAGUGGGACAAACACCCGGAAAUUUGCAAAGUCAAGAAGCAUUUGUGCAUAUGACAACAAUAGUGGUAGCAAUGAUGAGAAUGAUUAUGGAAGCAGAGGCUUGAGUACUCGAGAUGGAAGUGACAAAGGAAGCGGAACUCAGAGUUCAUGGACUACAAAUCUAGCUCAAUCUCAUGAUACUCCUGAUAGCACGUGUGCCCAAGUGGUGUACACAAAGCCUGAAAACAGUAGCAGUGUGCAGAUCCAUGCCACAGAAAAAGAGUGCCAUGAACCAAUUGAUCAUCCUGAUGAGAUUGCAAUGGGUAAAGAUUUAGCAAUGGGAAUAUCUUUGAACAUGCAAGAAGGCCAUCCACUUAAGAAACUGUCUAACAAUCCAAUGCAUAAAGGGGUUAAUAAGAUGUCUGAUAUCGAUGGUAUGCAGCUCAUUAAAGGACAGAGUAAUGUCUGUGACAAAGUACAACCGGAGGAUGACAGUGAUAAAACCAGGAUGCAGGAAAAUCAAACUAUGAAUGUUGGUGUUACUGAUAGCAGCAGUCCACAGGCUGAAAGCAGAGGUUUGAACACUUCAAACGGUUUUUCUGGUUUUGCCAAAACAAAAGCAAGUUGUUGCUUCGAACAGCAUCCAUCGCUUGACCUAACAUUAAAAAGGAUGGGAGAAGUAAAAGAUGCUGAACUUGUCACAGGUGAUGAAAGUAAUGUUUUAAGACAUUCAGAUCUGUCAGCAUUCUCCAAAUAUAAUACAACUUCUGCUUACCAGGCUCAAACUGGAAAUGUAGGAAGCUGUUCCCCGCUAGACAAUAGCUCAGUUGCACCUAAUACAGAGACAAUACAGAACUUCACAUCUCAUUCAAAUGCCACUCCUCCAAAUCAACAGUCUAAUGGGAGCAACAACAUCAGUGACCUGGCUUACACUAAUAUAUAUCUUAGCACCAAACAUGAAAAUUUUGACAUGAAACCCGAGUCUGCCAGAGGGAUUGGCUCUUUUAUUUAUUCUGAACACCAAACCGUGCAAAAUAACAGUAUCUCUGCAUCUCAGAAGAAGACUUCUUCCCAGGAAGAAUGUGCCGGAAUCAUUAAAGGACAGGUAGGAGGCUCUGAACCAGGAUUCCAAGUUGAGCACACUCACCAUCAACUUCAACAUUGUAAUCGCAUCGCUCACAAGGCUGCAGAAGAUCUCCAAUCAGUUCAUGAUCUCUUACAUAAAAGCACGGCCAAAUUUGCUCAGCAAUGUAUGUCAUCAAAUGUGUUUGGAGGGCCAGAAGAAGGUAAUGCUGCUGCAAACUAUGGCUUGGAUGGAAGUGCAGCUGAGAGUGAUCAUGGGAGCAAUGGACAGGGUGGAAGCAACACUUUGACUGUCAGAAUGACAAAUGUGGAAAAUGGUGAUGCAGGAGCUGGGAGCUUUGGAGUUGGUGGCAUUGAUAAAAUAAACAUUGGAAGUGUGUCAUAUGAAGAACGAAUUGCAUUGAGAGAGGCUGCCUUGACAAAAUUUCGACUAAAGAGAAAAGAAAGAUGCUUUGAGAAGAAGGUUAGAUAUCACAGCAGGAAAAAAUUGGCAGACCAGCGGCCACGUAUUAGGGGACAAUUUGUCAAACAAAUAGUGUCUGACACUAAAGAAGAAGAAAAUAAAGAAAGCGAGGACCUUGUAUCUAUGGAUAAUUCUAGUGAUGUUCCACAGCAAUACCAAUCAAAAUCAUGAUCAUUGUUUGACUGAUUUCGUUCAAGCAACUGCAUCUAGCUUCUUUUCACUUUAGAAGCUCGGAGUUUUGUGUUAUAGAAGAAUCUACGAGUAGGUUGGCAUCUUUGUUACCUGAAAAACAGACGUUUAAUUUGAAACUUGACAAUGCUCUAGAUUCGAUUUAUGGUUGUGAGCUUAAAUUUUCAAAUGGACCCAUGUUCAUGUCUGUAAUGUGUCAACCUUGUUCAUGUUUGUAUUCUGCACAUAGCGACUAAAGUAUGAGGAUAACUACUGAUUGUAAUAUCGUAUUAACAGUUAAUAUGGUGAUAAAAUACAUUCGUGAUAUUUUCGUCCCA
Messenger RNA from Trifolium pratense (red clover), 3521 nucleotides. RefSeq names its product two-component response regulator-like APRR3. The record is from RefSeq and is a predicted model, not a curated record. Bases 832 to 3186 code for a protein of 784 amino acids. Gene Ontology annotation, biological process: phosphorelay signal transduction system; cytokinin-activated signaling pathway. NCBI's taxonomy places the organism in Eukaryota, Viridiplantae, Streptophyta, Magnoliopsida, Fabales, Fabaceae. Gene Ontology annotation, molecular function: protein binding. The transcript has 12 exons.